Molecule: messenger RNA, 3802 nt
Organism: Chara braunii
Lineage: Eukaryota; Viridiplantae; Streptophyta; Charophyceae; Charales; Characeae
Source: the annotation of a GenBank genome assembly
GACUGCCUCUAGCAGCUGGAGCAGCGACCAGUCGCCGCCCCCGAUGCAAGCUCUUCCAACACCUUCGAUCGCCUCGCAGCAUUGGAGAUGGACGUCGGCUCCCUCAAGGACGGCGUGCAGUUACAGCAGACCGCAACACAACAGCUGGAACAACGGAUCUGUACUACCGCCAAUACCUCGAGUUCGGAACCGCGAGAGACAACUCAAAAGUUUGACGGGCAGGAGAUCUUCUGCGACUCGAUGAAGACAUAUCAGAUUCCAUGGUUCUGCAAGUUCGAGCUCACGCUGCAGCUACACAACGUCAAAGAACACAAGCACCACGCAUACUUAUACUCUCGCUCAGGGGGCGCGUGCCAGGCUUGGUUGGACAAUCUCUUGUCCAAGUACGGAGUGGUAGCUGCCGACUUGCACACCAAGAUCAGCUGGGACGAUCUGAAGGCAGCGUGGCAUAAGCGGUUCCAAGUCGAGCCGCCCGAGAUCAAGGCUAUGGACAAGCUCAUGGUCUUCGAGCAAGGCACGCUGUCGAGUACCGACUGGAUCGCCGAGUACCAACGCCUGACGUCAGUCCCAGAUAUCCAGAUGGGGUUCAAAGCCAUCCGCCAGUAUUUCAUCUCAAGGUCCUGUCCGACAUUAAGCAAUGCCUUGACUCACGUCGAGGACACCUUGACGACAACGGCGGAAAUCUUUGACAAGACCGCACAGAUUAUCAUUACGAACAAGGAGGCUAAGAACCUGCGUUCGUCUGCGUCAGGCCCGAGCAGGGACCAGCAUCGGCCAAGAGUGGCCAUGGUCGCGGCGGCAACGCCGUUUGACCAAACCAGCGAGGCUGUGUCUGCCAAUGAAGGGGACAGACUCGCAGCCGCACGGGAAGGAUAUCAUCAAAUCUCGAUCCGACCGAACGAUCGCUACAAAUCCACGUUCAAGACGCAGUACGCGCAUUUUGAGUGGGUGGUCAUGCCUUUUGGCCUCACCAACGCCCCGACGACCUUUCAAGCGGCAAUGACCAAUGAGUUCCGUGCAAUGUUGGACCGGUUCGUGCUGGUCUACUUAGACGAUAUUCUCGUCUAUAGCCUGUCAUUGGAGGAUCAUCUUGGGCAUCUUCGACGAGAGUUGGAGACGCUCCGCCGCGCCAAGUACAAGGCCAACCGCGACAAGUGCGAAUUUGUCCGGCAAGAGCUGGAAUACUUGGGCCAUUUUGUCACACCGGAGGGCAUCAGUCCGCUAUCGGACAAGAUUCAAGCCAUCCAAGAGUGGUCAGAGCCUCGGAACGUUACGGAUUUCGGGAAACACUUAGGGCCGGUAGAAGAUGUAGCUGCUUCUACUCUUGUUGAAGCGGGUGAUGUACCCUCCCCCGUUCAAGAGUUGGCCAAAGCUACAGACUCCUUAGUCACCCCGCAGACGCAUCCGGGCCCAACUAUACUCUGUACGUUGGAUGUGUCUGAAGCCUUAGAGGACCUUCAAGGUGAGUGGUCAGCAAAGGACCCUUGUGAGUCCUGGGUGGCACUGAGUAGAGGUCCUAGAGGGGUGCACUUCGUUGUGGAAGUUGGUGUGGGUGGUCGCAAGUGCGGCGCCUUCGUAGACAUUGGCUCCACGCGAAACUUCAUAAGUCGCGAUUGCGUUGACAGACUGUGCCUAAAGGACCGGGUGCAGCGCCUUAGUAGAUCGGUAGCAUCUACUUUGGCCAACAAAGAGCGCAUGAUGGUGGAGGACUAUGUUAAAAAUGUAGUCUGCACCUUCUCCUACCCAGGAGGAGAGAUAAACCAUAAGAUAUCAUUCCUGGUGAGCAACGAGUUGCCUUUUGAUAUGUUAUUGGGCAUGUACUACCUCGAGGUUGCCAAGCCCGAGUUCGACUGGGACAAGAAGGUGUUGAAGCACGAGUUGCCUAAUGAGAGAACCGUUAGACUGGCCAAGUAUAAAGCCAGUAGGUUAAUAGACUCCUAUGGGUGCUUAUGGGCAUCUGCCUUCUAUAACUACUAUAAACAGAACCAAGAGGAAGGAAUAUGCUUAGUCUAUGUCUCUGCAAAAGGGGAGGUCGUUAAAACACCCCCAGAGAUAGAUACCAUCGUCUCUAAGUACCCUGAUCUGUUCGAGGAGCCCUCGGGAGUCGUAGACAGGGAGGCUGUCCAUGCCAUAGAGAUCAUCCCAGGUAGCAAGACACCUAAAGGGAGAAUCUAUAGAAUGGCUCCGACCGAGUUGGACGAGCUUCGUCGGCAACUGAAAGAGCUCACAGAAAAGGGUUGGAUACGACCUAACACUUCCCCCUUUGGCUCACCAGUCCUGUUUGUUCCAAAGAAAGGGGGAACACUAAGGAUGUGCAUUGAUUAUGGAGGCCUCAAUGCCGUUACCGUUAAGAACGCAGAGCCUUUACCACGCAUCGACGACCUAUUGGAUAGGGUGCAGGGAUGUAAGUACUAUACAAAGAUAGACUCAAAAUCCGACUACCAUGAGAUUGCCAUAAGACCACAGGACCGACAUAGAACCGCAUUUCAUACCAGGUACGGUCUGUACGAUUUUGUAGUGAUGCCCUUAGGCCUUUGCAAUGCACCGGGUACAUUCCAGCACGCCAUGAAUAGGAUCUUCCAUGACUUCUUAGAUAAGUUCGUUGUCGUGUAUCUCGACGAUAUACUUAUCAUUAGUAAAACUAUCAAGGAGCAUGCUCAGCGUGUAGACAAAGUACUUUCACUCCUCCAGCAACACAAGUAUAAGAUAAACGCAGAGAAAUGCAAGUUCGGUCGCACUCAAAUCUUGUACUUGGGUCAUGAAGACGGAAUUAGGCCCGAAGAUGCGAAGGUGGCUAGCAUUAGGGACUGGCCACGACCCCAGUCUGUGACUGAGGUCAGAUCAUUCUUGGGAAUGUGUGGUUAUUACCGCAACUUCGUAAAGAACUAUAGUACGAUCGCAUCUCCCUUGACUGAUCUAACUCGACUUGACACACCAUGGGACUGGACUGACGAGUGUGAGGCAGCUUUCAAGCGUUUGAAGCAUGCUCUCACGCACCAUGAGGUUUUCAUGGUACCCGACCCACAAAGGCCAUUUGUUGUAACCAUUGACGCAAGCCGAUACGGCAUUGGCGCAGUGCUAGCUCAACAGGAAGGGAAAAAGUUGAGACCGGUCGAGUACAUGAGCAGAAGGAUGCUAUCAAAGAAGUUGGCAAAGUCCACCUACGAUAGGGAACUCUACGCUUUCUACAAGGCACUUGUCCACUGGAGGCACUAUCUGUUAGGAAGGUUCUUCUAUUUGAGAACUGACCAUCAGACCCUCAAGUGGAUCAAGACACAAGCGGUUCUCUCUAAUGCACUCAAACGCUGGAUUGAAGUCAUAGAUCAGUAUGACUUCAAACUAAACUACGUGAAGGGAGAGUACAACAAGGUUGCAGAUGCGUUUUCUCGAAGGGCAGUUUACCUGGGUGCGCUGAUUUAUGAGUUUGGCCUAUCUGAGGACGUGACGCGAUCUAUGGAGGAAGCCUACAAAGAAGAUCCCAUCACGAUGGGCAUCAUCAACAAACUUCAGGCUAAAGACAAGGCCACCACUGAUGAGUUUGUGAUGGUGGAUGGGUUACUCUUUCUUGAGAAGGCAGGGUUUAAGAGAUUAGUUUUUCCAUCUAAGGAAGAUUUGCGUAGUUUGUUCUUAGGAGAAUGCCAUGACGCAACGGGACAUUUCGGCUAUAAGAAGACUAGUGCUAACUUAGUACAGUGAUUUCGGUGGCCCAACAUGUUGGAUGAUGCAAAGAACAGACUGUUGAACAUAUCAAGAAAUCUCAGGAAGCUCUGAUUGCUUCUGAGAACAAACGUCGCCGACAUUC